GAUUAUUUCAUUCAUUCUGCUUUAGGAUGUGUUAUUUUAGUGUUCCCUUUAUUUUUUGGAGCAGUGUAUAUUGAAUUAACACAUUAUCAUUGUAUUAAGUGUGAUAAUCGUUGUCAUAAUUUUUCCUCUGAGGAAUAUUUAGAAUGAUAAAAGGAAUUUGACAAAGUUUAAAAACCAACUUCAAAUGGUUUGACUGUGUCUCUGUCUUUUUUCUCCUCCAGAGCAGGGAGGGUUACGACCUGCUGGGCUGCACACAGAACACUGAGAUGUCUACAGAGCAGUUGGAGUCGUAUGUCAACAGUCAGUUUGAUGACCUCUACCGGCUGGUUCGUUUGGAGGAGAAGAGGACCAUCCACCUGGUUGACCUGAAGGAAGCAUUCCUGACUGCCGCCGCCGCUGAGAAUAUUGCUGAGAUCACCGUCCACACCAAGCAGCUCCAGGAGGAGAUAGCCUGCAUCACACAGCAGCUGGGCCAGCUGGACAAGGCCGGGGCACAGCCUGGGGCCGCAAUAGCAGCCCUAGUUCAGGGAGGAGCACCUGGCCCGAGCCCCAGACCAGCGCAGCGCAGAAUUGAGGCCAGGCCAAGGACCUGAGCCCUAGGACCAUGCCUCAUGACUACCCGGCUUGAU
Molecule: messenger RNA, 629 nt
Organism: Salmo salar (Atlantic salmon)
Lineage: Eukaryota; Metazoa; Chordata; Actinopteri; Salmoniformes; Salmonidae
Product: tripartite motif-containing protein 44
Source: RefSeq, a predicted model, not a curated record